This is a messenger RNA of Lodderomyces margitis, 378 nucleotides long. RefSeq lists its product as uncharacterized. The record is from RefSeq and is a predicted model, not a curated record. Bases 1 to 378 code for a protein of 125 amino acids. Lineage: Eukaryota; Fungi; Ascomycota; Pichiomycetes; Serinales; Debaryomycetaceae. The transcript has a single exon. Gene Ontology annotation, biological process: DNA repair; DNA replication; DNA recombination. Gene Ontology annotation, molecular function: DNA binding. Gene Ontology annotation, cellular component: nucleus.
AUGGAAGCAACCACUAAAAGAAUAGAUGCGACGCUCUUACAACAAAACCAAAACAACCUCGUUCGAAUCAUCGGUAAAUGUGAAUCAUACGAUACCAGCACGCAACAGGCCAUAUUGAUAAGCAAUGGAUCCGUCAAGCUAGAUUUAUCAUCAGCUACCCAGGACGGCGCGGGAAACGACGGUGAUAACAAUGGAGACGGGGCAUUGCAAGUGAAUAAGAACUAUGAAAUUAUUGGCAAAGUCAGCCAUAAUCCAUCUGAUUUAAAAGUGCAUGUUUAUUCGGUUGUUUCAUUGACUGAUAAUUUGAAUUUAAAUGCGGUUGAGAAAUUGGUUCAAUAUACCUAUAAAGUACCCGAGUUAUUUUAUCAAGAGAGUUAG